Molecule: messenger RNA, 1870 nt
Organism: Neurospora tetraspora
Lineage: Eukaryota; Fungi; Ascomycota; Sordariomycetes; Sordariales; Sordariaceae
Exons: 3
Coding region: 207-1532 (441 amino acids)
Molecular function (GO): protein binding
Source: RefSeq, a predicted model, not a curated record
GCGGUGGCACCUAGGCAGAAAGUGAAAAUGGUUAAAGGUUGUUGAAGGGUUAGAUCAAAUCAGGCAAAGAAAGAAAGAAAAAGGGGAAAGGUAAACAAACUUAUAUCAGAUAUACAAUAUCCGAGUGAGAGAGGAAGAGAGAGAGAGAACCUUGUUGGAUUUAGCGGCAUAACCGGAAUCAUCCAUCUCAAAACGAAAAAGAGAAAAUGGGUUGCUGUAUAUCAAGAUCCUCUGAGGAGGAGGGCGUAACAGGCCCUUACCCAGCCGGCCGCCGCGCAUCCCGGACCUCUGGUUCUUCCCGAGAAAUCAAUGCCCGUCGGAGUCGGAGUAGAGGUACCAGAUCCGGCUCAGAAGCUCCCGAAACCGCAGCCGGGACACCAGCAGGGUCACAACUCCGCGGCAUAGGAGGCGGUUCGUCAGUAACCAAUGACGAUCGACAACCCCUUGCUUCUCACCCUCCUUCGGGGGCAACAACAUCAUACUCUAACCAACAACAACAAGAACGACAACAACGAGAACAACGACGAAGAAGUCAUCGUCGCCAUUCUUCUCAGCACCGUGGUGAUCGUGGAGACCGUGGUGGUGGUGAUCGCGGAGACCGAGACAGAGACCGCCGCCACUCCCGAAACCUCUCCCAACACAUCAACAAACCCCUCAAACGACACGAGUGGACAAGUCACAGCAGGGUAUGGACGCGCGCGGCUUUGGACCGCGAGCGGGCCGAAUUUUUCGACACCAGAGUCACGGGCAGGCAGGAGGUGUGGCAGACUAUUCACGCCGCGCUUGAGAUCUUGUGGCAUCAGGCGCAGGAGGAUGCGGCUGCGGCUGCGCAGAACGGGGAUGGAACGCUUGCGGCAGCUAGCGAUUACGAAGGUGAGGGAUCUCAUGGUGAUGCGGACGGGGAUGAGGAGGAUGAGAAUUACGACCGGGCAAUCGCCCUAGAAACCGCCCAAACCAUCCUCAGCGCCGCCGAGAUCACGCUUCCCACCGGCGAUCUGGCACAGGGAGGAGCGUACGAUUCGUUGGGGAAUCAUUACUCGCUACCGGAACACAUUGUUUCGGAUCCGAUGAAUAUUUCGACCAGUCGACCGGCCUCCGAGGCGGCCUCCGAAUAUGGAGAUGAAGAUGAAGAAAAUGGGUACGCAGAUACCAAGGGCACCAUGUCGGUAACGGAUGGAGAAAUUAUGACCGAGGGCGACGGCCAGGAUGGGGCUUUGGAAAGUGGUGAUGAGGUUUACUCCUCUUCCGAGCGUCAUCGCAGGGAGGAGAAAGGCAAAGCGGUGGUGAACGUCAAGGAUCUGAUCACUGUCAGGGCGAGGUUGAGUGAUGGGUCCAAGGAUGUUAAUGUGCAAGUUGACAAGGGGGAUUCGGUACGGGUUCUUGGGAGGAAGGUUGCUGAGAAGGCCAAGCUCUCCUCCGACAAAAAGGUCCGCAUAGUCUACAUGGGUAAGAUCCUCAAGGAAACCUCCACCCUCCCCGACCAAGGCUGGAAGCAAGGAAAUAUUGUCAAUGCCCUGGUUUUCAAUCGGUAGCCACAUUGUAAACCAGCGGAGUUUGACAAGAGAGUUUCCGCCAUCACCAACCCCCCGCCUCCGCCUCCGCCUCCCCCCUCCAGGGGCAGGAGACAACAACGACAUCCUGCGACGGCGAACACGGCCACGGCUAGUUCCAGUCGACAACAGCCUCCGCAGCAGCAGCAACAUGUUGCGACGGACCGUUUCCUCUCGUUACAGCUGUGGCGAGUUGAGACGAUGCCUCAGUAGGGUUAUGACUGCGGUAUGCCGACGUGCCGGCAUCUGGUUCUGUUUCCUCACCUUAUUGAAACACCCUACGGCGCCGGCAACAUCAUCAGCUCAUGAACGAUAGGCCA